Messenger RNA from Fukomys damarensis (Damara mole-rat), 2790 nucleotides. It is a transcript of the gene Slc16a13, whose product is annotated as solute carrier family 16 member 13. Gene Ontology annotation, molecular function: monocarboxylic acid transmembrane transporter activity. Gene Ontology annotation, biological process: monocarboxylic acid transport; transmembrane transport. The record is from RefSeq and is a predicted model, not a curated record. Bases 460 to 1746 code for a protein of 428 amino acids. The transcript has 4 exons. NCBI's taxonomy places the organism in Eukaryota, Metazoa, Chordata, Mammalia, Rodentia, Bathyergidae.
AGUCCCGGUCCUCACUGGCGAGCUAUGGACAGGAUGUCUGCCCUCUGGGCCAGGUGCUGACAUUCACAAAGGUAAAACAACCCACCCCAAGACUGGCGCGCGUCUGGAGCCUGGCCCAAAUCCAGUUCGGCUCCCUAUUCUUUUGCCGAACACUGGGAUCCGCCUGUGAUCUCAGGCCUGGACUUGCAGCUUCGGACCAGCGGGGCCACGCCUCCGCGCUGGAGUCCGGACUGGCCCUGGCCUGUCCUAGCUCCUAGGCGACUCGGUCGGUCUCCUCCCCUCGCCUCGGGAAGGGCGCAUGCGCCUCUCACUGUACCUCCUCUCUACCAGCCUCUCCAGUCCCCAGCGCCCCUCCCUCCGCGCUGUUCUCCAGAGCGCAUGGGUGGUGGGCUGAGGUGACGCGUUCAGAGCCCAGCUCCCGCAGGGGCAGUUAGUGGCGGCAGGGCUGUUCCUGCCCUGAUGGCCGGCAGAGCCGAGCCUCCAGACGGCGGCUGGGGAUGGAUGGUGGUGCUCUCGGCGUUCUUCAUGUCCGCGCUGGUGUUCGGGGUACUGCGCUCCUUCGGCGUCUUCUUCGUGGAGUUUGUCGCGGCGUUUGAGGAGCAGGCAGCUCGUGUUUCCUGGAUUGCCUCUAUAGGAAUCGCGGUGCAACAGUUUGGAAGUCCAAUAGGUAGUGCCCUGAGCACGAAGUUCGGGCCCAGGCCUGUGGUGAUGACCGGGGGCAUCUUGGCUGCGCUGGGGAUGCUGCUCGCUUCAUUUGCUACCUCCUUGCCCCAUCUAUACCUGAGUAUUGGGCUGCUCUCAGGUUCUGGCUGGGCCUUGACCUUCACUCCGACCCUGGCAUGUCUGUCCCGUUACUUCUCCUGCCGUCGGUCCCUGGCCAUGGGGCUGGCACUAACAGGAGUGGGCCUCUCCUCUUUUGCAUUUGCUCCCCUCUUCCAGUGGCUGCUCAACCGCUAUGCCUGGCGGGGGGCUCUACUACUGGUGUCUGCUCUCUCCUGCCACAUUGUAGCCUGUGGUGCUCUCCUUCGCCCACUCUCCCUGGCUGAAGAUACUGCUGUGGGUGGCCCUGGGGCCCAACUAACCUCCCUCCUUCAUCAUGGGCCCUUCCUCCGUUAUACUGUUGCCCUCACCCUGAUCAACACUGGCUACUUCGUUCCCUAUGUCCAUCUGGUGGCCCAUCUCCAGGACCUGGGUUGGGACCCACUGUCUGCUGCCUUCCUACUCUCCGUGGCUGCUAUUUCUGAUCUUGUAGGACGUGUGGCGUCUGGUUGGCUGGGAGAUGCAGUCCCAGGGCCUGUGGCACGACUUCUGAUGCUCUGGACCACCCUGACUGGAGUAUCAUUAGCCCUUUUCCCUGUGGCUCAGGCUUCCAUAGCCUUGGUGGUUCUGGCUGUGGCCUACGGCUUCACAUCAGGGGCCCUGACCCCAGUGGCGUUCUCUGUCCUGCCUGAACUGGUGGGGACUGGAAGGAUUUACUGUGGCCUUGGACUGUUGCAGAUGGUAGAGAGUGUUGGAGGACUGCUGGGGGCUCCUCUGUCAGGGUACCUCCGAGAUGUGACAGGCAACUACACGGCUUCUUUUGUAGUGGCUGGGGCCUUCCUUCUUGCAGGAAGUGGAAUUCUCAUUACUCUGCCCCACUUCUUUUCCUGCUUCUCAGCUCCUACUUCCAGUCCCCAGGAUCUUGUAACAGAGGCACUGGAUGCCAAAGUCUCCCUGCCCAGAGAGGAGGGGUUGGGAGAAGAGUAAACACCACUAAGAGGCAUUCAAUGCCCAAAAGCCAGAGUUUGACAGCUCCAGGUCCUUCUCCUGCCUUAACAAGGCAUCCACAGAAUCGCAGUGCCUUAAGAUUCUUGAUCUAUCUUACCCAGAGCAGGCCUGGGGCUCCUGUGAUAUAUGUGCCAACCCCUUGUAUUUCGUGGAGGACUCUCAUUUUUUAUCUCCUUUGCUUUCCCAGUCUUUUCUGAAGGAUCCUGGAGGUCCUGCUCCACUGAGCUAUGAAUCAACUGUGAGAAUCAAAGAGACUUUUUAGUUUUAUAUGUGAUCCCUAGCGUUGCUCUUAAAGUUUCCUCGCAGAAGACAGAUGUUUGGGAAACAAGGAUAUCCCUUUGGGAAAAAACUGAAUAAGGAAACUGGAUAAUAAUCAUAAUCUCAAAAAGAUCUGAGGCCCAUGUGCUGAUGGAGUUAUGACGGGGUAGAGAGAUCAGGUGUCCAGGAACUCUGGCAACCCAGAGUUCUGUCCUCCAAUUCACUUCCCUGCUAUUCCUUUGACUUAGAAAAGAAAUCAAGAGAACUGCAAGGUGAUAGUGUGUGUGUGUGUGUGUGGAGAGUGGGCAUAAAAGAACUGAAGUUUGACCCGAGGGUCCUUGUAGUUCAUUUCCCCCAGGCCAAUAGAGGGAAAUUGAAAUGCAGGAAAAAGUCUGUGGGGUCUGGAUACCCAAGUAAGAGAAAUGAAGAUGAAACAGAUGGUAUCCAUGAGCAGCUCUCCUUUGAUCCCCACAAACAGACUGACUGGCAGACCUCUUCUCCAAGACUCCUGUUAUGGCAAUGACAGGGCCAAAGAGAAAUGGAUUGGCUGGACAGACAUACUUUCCCCACCCUCAGGGAUACUGGGGUCCUGUUCCUUUCAGCCAGCCUUUUGGGAGAUCUUAAGUACAAUAUUUUAAAGGUCCUCAGUUGGUUAACAGUUGUUGGAGCUUUCUGAAGCAUCAGAUAAAAAAUUUUUAUUAGAAGGAGGGGCUUAAAUGAGACAAGAAUCAACAAGUGGUGUCCAUAGUGGAGCGAGGGCCUCCC